AUGCGGUCUUGGAAAACAUUAGAUCCCAGUUCCGGCUCGACCUGCAAUCAACUCGUGUUACUUAGAGAGCUUCAUUCGUUUCAAAAUGAAGUUGGUUAUUUGCUGUCUACUGCUUUGUACUACUUUCUACUCAGGGGAAACUAGUAAUUGCCCUGGAAACAUCGAUGUAGAUACAUCGCCGCUAGAAGGAAUUUUGGAAACCAUGCUGGAGGUGCUACUGAACAAGUUUGACGAUAUGGAACGUAAGUUGUCGGAACUUCAAAUCGAGUUGAAAGAGCACCACGAGGAAAUGGAACGGAACCGCAUCCCGGAUUGCGUCUCGCCAACACCUUCAACACUGCCCUCAAAUGAUGUCAUACCAACAAAGCCACCAACAGUGAUCGAGCCACCAUCUUUUCCAUCGUGCCAGGAUGUACCAACCAAAGUGUCGGGAGUAUAUUUAAUACGUGUUAACAAUGAUAGUGCCCCAUUCAGUGUAUAUUGUGAACAGAAAAAGUUUGGAGGCGGAUGGAUUGUCCUCCAACAUCGAUUCGAUGGCUCAGUUGAUUUUAACCGGAACUGGGAUCAAUAUCGUGAAGGAUUCGGUGAAUUGGACAGUGAAUUCUGGCUCGGGCUGGAGCACAUUUACCAACUUACGUCGACCCGUAAAUAUGAAAUAGUGAUCGAGAUUAUAGACUUUCUUGGCUACUCAGGGUAUGCCCGCUAUAAUGCGUUCCAAGUAGGAAGCGAGUGAGCAAUACAAGCUAAAAACCCUGGGAUCGUAUAGUGGCACAGCCGGAGAUUCGUUGAGUUAUCACAAAGGGAUGAAGUU
Molecule: messenger RNA, 811 nt
Organism: Anopheles aquasalis
Lineage: Eukaryota; Metazoa; Arthropoda; Insecta; Diptera; Culicidae
Product: angiopoietin-related protein 1-like
Biological process (GO): blood coagulation; platelet aggregation; blood coagulation, common pathway
Cellular component (GO): fibrinogen complex
Molecular function (GO): protein-macromolecule adaptor activity; extracellular matrix structural constituent
Source: RefSeq, a predicted model, not a curated record